Molecule: messenger RNA, 1209 nt
Organism: Babesia sp. Xinjiang
Lineage: Eukaryota; Apicomplexa; Aconoidasida; Piroplasmida; Babesiidae
Product: putative triose phosphate/phosphate translocator
Exons: 1
Coding region: 1-1209 (402 amino acids)
Cellular component (GO): Golgi apparatus
Molecular function (GO): antiporter activity
Source: RefSeq, a predicted model, not a curated record
AUGGCACCCAGGGUAGCGAGGGCGUAUGCUGAGCUGACGACCCAUAUGGAUAACAUGACAAAUAAACGUGAAAAUGGUCAAGAGAUAAACUCAAUCAACGCGAGGUCGACAAUUAAUACCACUCCAGCGCCACCAAAUAACAUUGGGGCUAUUAUGAAGGAUAACUCUAAAUAUUCUGCUGCUAAAGAUGCACUGAAGAGCAUUUCUAUGUUGUCAUUGUGGUACGCCGGCACCGUGAUGUACAACGUAGAGAACAAAAAGGCACUUAACAUGUGCCCGCUACCAAAAUCAAUCGCUGCUCUGCAAAUGCUUAUAGGAAUACCCUACUUUGUCACCAGGUGGAUGGUUGGAAUAAGACCAGUCCCAAAGAUUCAUAUUUCCAACCACGGAAUUGAACCUGUUAAUCCUCACGCCACUGUUAUACAAGGGAUCAAACAAAGAGUGAGGAACGGACUCAUGAAAGUCACUAAUGCUGUACAAGCAUAUUCAUCCGUACUCAAACAGAGUGCCGUAUUCUCCAUGCUACACCUACUAUCGGUGACUGCCCUCGGAGCGGGUGCUAUAAGCUUUGUACAUAUAGUCAAGGCCACGGAACCCCUGUUCGUUUCGGCCAUAUCGCUGCUGACGGGAACGGGAUCGAUGUCGCCUGUCACGUUCCUCACAUUGUUGCCAAUUUUAGGGGGAGUUGCAAUGGCGUCAAUGAAGGAGGUCAAUUUCUCAACGAUGGCGUUUGUAACAUCACUCAUGUCAAAUGUGUUCGCCUCCGUGAGACGUAUAGAAGCGAAGAAGUUCUUCAAACAGGACCUCACAAAGAUCGGACAAAAUCUAGAUGCAGCAAAUGUAUCCUCACUAGUGACCAUAUUCAGCUCACUCUUCCUCGCUCCUCUCGCUUUGUUGGAGGCACCAAAAUGGGCAACUGUAUACCAAAGUCUACUGUAUAAGUUCAGUAACAAGGGUCUACUGAAGUUAGCGAGACAUAUCGCCCUAUCAGGAUUCUUCUACAUCCUAUACAAUGAAGUGUCGUUUAUUGCGCUAUCGCAGCUAACCCCGGUAAGCCAUGCUGUUGCAAACACACUUAAGCGUAUUUUCCUCAUUGUCGCAAGUUCCGUUCUGUUCAACACCAAAAUAACAAGCAUGGGUAUGUACGGAUCUGCAACUGCGAUUUCUGGAGCAUUGCUAUACUCACUAAGCAAGCAAUAUUGGGGAUGA